CGGAGGGGAGAGGAGAGGAAAGGAAAGCGAAGCAAAAAAAAAGGGGGCGGGUGUGCGGGCGGGCGGUCGCUUGGCGGCGCGGAGCAGAGCAGACCAGGCCCGGAGCCCCCCUCACACACACACACACACACAGCGCGGCUCCCGCCGCCUCGGGCGCAGCAGGCAGUGCGCGCAUGGCCCCGAAGCAGCAGCUGGAGAAGGCGGCCUGGCAGUGGGCGGAGAGCGUGAGGCCGGAGGAGGUGAGGCGGGAGCACAUCGAGUUGGCGUACCGGGUCCUGCUCGGCUCCUGCCGCAGAGACGCUCGCAGACGGAACUGCAGAGGAAACCCAAAUUGCUUAGUUGGUCUUGGUGAGCACGUGUGGCUAGGAGAAAUCGAUGAGAAUAGCUUCCACAACAUCGAUGAUCCCAACUCAGAAAGGAGAUGCAAGAAUACCUUUGUAGGACUGACAAACCUUGGGGCUACUUGCUACGUCAACACUUUGCUACAGGUUUGGUUCCAUAACCUUGAGUUGAGACAAGCACUAUACCUCUGCCAUAGCCCUCGCAAGGAGAUGGGGACCGGAGAAAGGAUUGAAGACGAUGCAGACUUCGAACCACAGUCUGUCUGUGAGCACCUUCAGUAUUUAUUUGCUUUGCUACAGAGUAGUAAUCGGCGCUAUAUUGAUCCUUCUGGCUUUGUCAAAGCAUUGGGUUUGGAUACAGGACAGCAACAGGAUGCUCAGGAGUUCUCCAAGCUUUUUAUGUCACUGCUGGAAGAUACCCUUUCGAAACAGAACAAUCCUGAUGUACAGAAUAUUAUUCAGCAACAGUUUUGCGGACAGUACGCCUACGUGACAGUAUGUAAUCAAUGUGGCUGGGAGUCUAAGUUGUUAUCCCGAUUUUAUGAGCUGGAAUUAAAUAUUCAAGGACACAAACAACUAACAGAUUGCAUUGAAGAAUUUCUGAAGGAAGAAAAACUUGAAGGAGAUAACAGGUAUUUUUGUGAUAAAUGUCAGGACAAGCAGAAUGCCACCAGAAAAAUUAAAUUGCUUAACCUUCCACGCACUCUCAAUCUGCAACUAUUGAGGUUCGUCUUUGACAGGCAAACUGGUCACAAGAAAAAACUGAACUCUUACAUCAGCUUUCCUGAAGUUUUAGACCUAAGUCCAUACCUUGAAAGGAAAGAUGUCAGCACUGUUUAUGAACUGAGCGCAGUGCUGAUCCAUAGAGGAGUGAGCGCCUACUCUGGCCAUUAUAUUGCACACGUACGAGAUGACCGGACCGGCGACUGGUACAAAUUUAACGAUGAGGAGAUCGAGAAGAUGGAAGGGAAGAAGCUCCAGUUGGGGAUAGAAGAAGAUCUUGCAGAGCCUUCGAAGUCGCAGACACGAAAACCCAAAUGUGUUAAAGGCGUUCAUUGUUCGAGGAAUGCUUACAUGCUGGUGUACAGGAGGAAAGGCGAAAUGAGCAAAGAGAAGGAUAUUAGUGUUCAGCUCCCAGCACAUUUACAGAAAAUGGUUGAACGCGACAACAAAAAGUUUGAGGAGUGGUGCAUGGAAAUGGCUGAGAUGCGGAAGCAGAGUGUGGACAAAGGCAAGGCCAAGCAUGAGGAGGUGCAAGAGCUCUUUAACAUGUUACCAGCUAAAGAAGACGAGCUGUAUGAGUUUGUACCUGUGGACUGGCUACGGAAAUGGCUGGAUGACUCCGCAGUAACCAAACCGAUUGACAAUUCUUGCAAUCUGUGUGCACAUGGAGGCCUGAAUCCUGAUAAAAUCUGCGAUGUCAAACGUAUCUCCCAGAAAGCAGCAGACAUCUUCUACGCGAGAUACGGGGGAGGUCCCAGAUUAGACGCUUCUGCUCUCUGCGCAGACUGUGUAAUGGAGAAGUGUCGGAUUCUUAGGUUGAAGAACCAAUUAAAUGAAGAUUACAAAAUAAUUUCUAAUCUAACAAGGACCACAUUACAAAGCCUUGAAGGAUACUGGGUUGGAAAAACUUCACUCCGAAGCUGGCGCCAACUGGCUUUAGACCAGCUGGAUGGGAAGGAUGACGAUUCAGACCUCGCUGAUGGGAAGAGCAAUGGGGAAGGUCUCAACAACCUACAUGCCAAAGGAGAUGAUGAGAUGACUGGGGAAAAAGACAAUGAAGACAUGAACUUCAAUGAAGACCUUGUUUGUCCACACGGGGACUUAUGCACCUCCGAAACUGAAAGGCGACUUGUGUCUGAGGAAACCUGGAAGCGACUAAAGGCUUACUUCCCAAAGUCACCUGAAUUUGCACACUAUCACUCGCCUUGUGUACAGUGUCAGGUAUUAGAGAAGGAGGGUGAGGAGAACGAAACUCUGAGCAAGAUGAUGGCGAACGAGCAGAAGUCGGCACUGCUCUGUCUCUUUCAGGAGAAGAACCGACCAAUACUCAUCAAGUGGCCUGAGGAGACUGAUGUUCUCUACAUUGUUUCACAAUUUUUUGUUGAAGAAUGGAAGAAGUUUAUCAGGAAGCCGACGAAAUGCAGUCCUGUAUCAUCAGUGGGCAACAAUGCGCUGCUUUGUCCUCACGGAGGCCUCAUGUUCACAGCCGAGUCCAUGACGAAGGAGGAUUCUAAACAUGUAGCUCUUAUCUGGCCAAAUGAAUGGGAAAUCCUCCACAAAUUAUUUGUUGUCGAUAAUACAAUUAAAGUUAUGCGAAAGACCAGCAUUGCAGAGACGGGCUCUGUACAGGUGGAAUACAGCACCAGUCCUGGGCUGUGUGUGGAGUGUCGAGAGGGCUUGUUGUGCCAGCAGCAGCGAGACCUCAGAGAGUACACCCAAGCCACCAUAUACAUCCGUAAAGUUGUGGACAAUAUCAAGGUUAUGAAAGAAGGUGCACCAGAGCUAAACAUGAGUGGUUCUGAGGCCGAGGAGGAGAGGGAAGAAUUCAAGAUAGAAGGAGAGAAAGAUCCUGACUUUAACCAGAGUAAUGGAGCCAAACGGCGUAAACUGGCACAUCUGUGUAUUGGCAACACACACAGCAGCGUACACUAUAAACCUGGCAUUCGCCGCAGUACACGCCACAGAGUGCGGGGAGAGAAGGAGCUUCUGGUGUCCGCCAAUCAAACAUUGAAAGAGCUAAAAAUACAGAUUAUGCACGCAUUUUCCGUUGCUCCAUUUGAUCAGAAUUUGUCACUGGAGGGCCGAAUGCUGACUGACGACACUGCAACACUUGGAAAUCUGGGUAUAAUUCCUGAAUCUGUCAUCCUCUUAAAGGCGGACGAACCAAUUGCUGAUUAUACCGCAAUGGACGAUAUAAUGCAAGUAUGUAUGCCUGAAGAGGGUUUUAAGGGUACUGGUCUGUUGGGCCAUUGAAACACAGAUGCUGCAGACAGCUGUGUGAGGGUUGCACAGUGAAGACGAACAGCAGAAGCAAAGUCAUUUAAAGAUUGCACCAGGCACACAGGGACGCUCAGUGACUUGGUUUCUCUCUUUAACAAAGGACCAAUCUGAAAGCUUGCCUUCCAGUGCCGGAGUGCCUGACCAAGGUUUGAGUUCAAUUCAUGGAGCAAUAGUCAAGGUACUGGUCAUGGAUUUUUUUUAUGUAAAAAAAGAUCCCUUUUGAUGCUGCCUCACAAACAGUGGUGACUAGAAAAUCCAUUUGCGUGAGGGGAGAAAAAACUCUUCAGUUUCACUGUCUAAUUAUCCAAUGUUUGGAAGCCAAAAAUGAUAUCUCAGUGGCAUUUCUGUCCAAGUGGUUUGAUGUAAAUUGGAUGUAGUUACCUUGUUGGCACUUAUAAUUGUGGCUACCUUGUUGCCAACUGGCCAAUAAUUUAACCAUAUUUGUGUGUAUGAUCCAGCUCUGGGCUGAAGAUGUCUUCUGUCUGGAUUGAGACAUGGAAUUAACCUCCGUGUUGUGUAACAUUGGGUUGUAUAAUCAGUUUCUGGAUUAACAAUUUCCCGCAACGUCUCUCAAAAUGUCGAAUAUGCAAGAACCGGAUGAAGAGGUUUAACGUUCCACGAACAUCUGAAGAAGCUGCUUAGAUCAGCUUGUUCCAUGUGACUUAUAAGCUGUGUACACAGUGAAAUAGUUGCCUGCUUUAUUACACUAGAAAUGUUUCCUGAUCUGUUCAUGUAGUACUGUAUUAGGAACACUAAGUGCUGUAAAUAUAUGCAAUGCUUUUUGAUUUAAUACAUUUUACUGUUUUCUGUU
This is a messenger RNA of Callorhinchus milii (elephant shark), 4155 nucleotides long. RefSeq names its product ubiquitin specific peptidase 48 (gene usp48). The coding region runs from base 174 to 3317 and encodes 1047 amino acids. Gene Ontology annotation, molecular function: protein binding; cysteine-type deubiquitinase activity; cysteine-type endopeptidase activity. Gene Ontology annotation, cellular component: cytosol; nucleus. Gene Ontology annotation, biological process: protein deubiquitination. The transcript has 27 exons. Lineage: Eukaryota; Metazoa; Chordata; Chondrichthyes; Chimaeriformes; Callorhinchidae. The record is from RefSeq and is a predicted model, not a curated record.